Symbiodinium sp. CCMP2592 is the source of this 816-nucleotide messenger RNA. NCBI's taxonomy places the organism in Eukaryota, Dinophyceae, Suessiales, Symbiodiniaceae. The record is from the annotation of a GenBank genome assembly.
AUGGGCAUCUUCAACGUGAUUUUGGCUGUCUACGUGGAUAUAACCAUGCGUGCUGCAAAAGAGAAUGACGUUAACAGCGCAGAGCAGUAUGCUCGUGAGUCCAUUCGGGUAGCCCGGUGUGCUCGCGAGCUUCUCAAGAGGUUCGCUACUGCGUACCGGGAACUCAGCGACGCUGAUCAUGGACCGUCGGCCGUGGAAAUGAUGUCUUCCAUGGAGUUUACCUCAAACCGAGCUGGGGUAUUCACGGACGAUGAUGUUCAUGAUCAAAUCGAGAUUUCGAAGGAGCUUUUUCUCGUUGUCAUUCAAGACAGAGGUGUGCAGCAGCUCAUGGAUGAGCUUGAUCUACCACCAGACCGGGCCAACAUGUUCGAGGUCAUCGAUGCCGAUGGGAACGGCACCCUCCACGUUCAAGAGCUGGUCCAGGGCAUGUUGAAAAUCCGCGGCGACCUCACCAAGAGUGACACAGUGGCCGCGUUGCUUGCCACGAAGGCACUCCAAAGCACAGUGGUACAAAUCAAGCGGGAUCUUGCACAGACUAUCGAGACUUUGCACUACAACCUCAACUAUGCUUCUUGGCAGUGCUCAGGCAAUCCGAAGGUUGAGCCCUUUCAGAAAACUACAUUCCAGAGGAGCUUUGAACAUCAUUCCGAUGUAGGAGUGGAGGUGGAAGCUGAGCCAAGAGCUUCCAGCAAAGCUCAUUUUCCAUUAUCGCCUUUACCUGUCCAGCCGGCAAAGCCACCGGACGUCACCGAAGAAGGUGACAAUGACCUUGAUGUUUUGCCUCGCCGAUUGUCUCAAGAUGUACACUACCCUUAA